AUGCUCCGGAAAGGACCUUCGUGUCCCCCGGCCCUGAGCGGCGCUUUUUCCCAACUGCUCCUCGCAAAAGGGGCCUUCGCUUUGGCUCGCAAUCUGUCGCCUUCAGUGUUCCCUCCCUCCCGCCGGUCCCCCCUUUUCUGCGCCCUUUGGGCCCCGGCACAGGCGGGGGCCGCAGUUUUCCCCUUUGUCCUUCCGCACGACUUCAGGGGGGGCUCCAAGUGCCCCUGGGAGCGUCCCUCUCGACCAAGCGUCGCCCUCUCUGGGGCACUCCCCGCCGCUCCUGCAGAGGAGGGGCCUGCUAAAGGGCCCAGGUCGUACGGAAGGGGGCUGGGAAACUGCCCCGAAGCCGCUCCUGAAGUUUUCGGAAGCCCCCGCCUGAGGCUGCGGAAAGGGGGCCCCAGGCUGCUCCCGAAGCCGCGGAACCGGGCCCCCCGGGCUGUUUCCAGGCUGCAGAAGCCGCCCCUGAGGCUGCUCCCGCAGGUGCCAAGAGCCCCCAAGGGAGCCGAAGAAACCCCCGAGGCAGCCGAAGCCCCAGGUGCGGCCCCCGCAGCGAGCCCGCCCCCCAAGCGGGGCCCCCGAGGGGUGCCCGUUGCUCAAAAAGGGAAAAGGGGCCCCCCCCCGCUCCCCAGGCCGCCCCUGCGCCACGGUCCCAUGUGGCCCGUCGCAGAGGGCCCGCCGUGGCCGCCCCCGCCGCGUCGCCGUCGCUGCCCCCCCUGGGCACCCCGCCUACCACCAAGCGGGGCACCGACCCCUCCCCCUGAACCUGGGACCCCCUGGGCCAGGUGGAGGGCCCGCUUUUCCCCCCCCUUCAUCUACCCCCAAAGACUCCCUGACGUGUGGGCCCCCAAGGUGGCCCCCCUUCCGCCUCCCCGCCUCACGCCACCCCCCGACCGCAAAAACCCCCCCACCCGCCCGCGGGGCCCCAACCGCAGCGUAAACGCCCGUGAGGUCCUGUGA
Molecule: messenger RNA, 957 nt
Organism: Penaeus monodon (black tiger shrimp)
Lineage: Eukaryota; Metazoa; Arthropoda; Malacostraca; Decapoda; Penaeidae
Product: basic proline-rich protein-like
Exons: 1
Coding region: 1-957 (318 amino acids)
Source: RefSeq, a predicted model, not a curated record